Molecule: messenger RNA, 1449 nt
Organism: Cordyceps militaris CM01
Lineage: Eukaryota; Fungi; Ascomycota; Sordariomycetes; Hypocreales; Cordycipitaceae
Product: SET domain protein
Exons: 2
Coding region: 1-1449 (482 amino acids)
Biological process (GO): peptidyl-lysine monomethylation
Cellular component (GO): nucleus
Molecular function (GO): protein-lysine N-methyltransferase activity
Source: RefSeq, a predicted model, not a curated record
AUGACCUCCUCCGCCGCCAAGAUAGACGCCCUCGUCGCCUGGGCCGUCUCCCACGGCGCCACCCUCCACCCCUCCGUCGCCAUCUAUCACGACGCCGCCACCGGGCUCUCCUUUCGCGUGCAGCCCUCCGCGCCGCACCCGCUCCCGGGCGACUACGCCUCCGAGCCCAUCGUGCGGCUCCCCGCCGCCCUCUCCCUCUCCUACCUCGACGCCAUCCGCCCCGGCCGCGCGGCCGGAGCGCCACCACCGCUCGCCAGCGCCCUACUCCGCGCCGGGUUGCCGCCGCACGUCCUGGGCCGACUGCUCCUCGUCCGCGAGUACCUCGCCGGCGCGUCCUCCUUUUGGUACCCGUACCUGCACGCGCUGCCGCAGCCCGAGGACGCCGCCGCCUGGCUGCUGCCGCCGUUCUGGGACGACGACGACGCCGAGCUGCUCGACGGCACGAACCUCGAGGUCGGCGUGGCCCGGAUCCGCGCCGACCUGCGGAAGGAGCUGGCCGCCAUCGAGGCCGCCUUCCGCUCCGCCGACGCGCCGGAGGAGGGGGGGGGAGAAGGAGACGAACCGGCGUCUCGCGGAGCAGUUUCCCGCAGCUUCCGUCCCAGCCUCGUGCUGUCCGACGAGCAGCGCCAGCAACUUCCCGCGGGCGUCGGCGCCGACGACUUCUCCGUGCUGCUCCCACUCUUUGACAUUGGCAACCACGAUAUGACGGCGCCCGUGAGGUGGGAGCGCGGCGCCGACGGCACCUGCGCGCUGCGUACCGGCCGCGCGCACCAGCCGGGCGAGCAAGUCUUCAACAACUACAGCGCCAAGACCAACGCGGAGCUACUCCUCGGCUACGGCUUCAUGAUUCCGCCCACGGCGGCCCUGCACAACGACUACGUCCACGUGCGCAAGCGCGGCGGCGGCGACGGGCCGACAGCGGCAUCGGACGAGUACCUCGUCUCAGCACGGCCCCUACGCGACGCCAGCUCCAUCCUCGCGCGUGGUAGGCUGCCCAGCAUCGCGGCCGGCUUCGACAUCUCGCACGCUGAUGCCAUCACCCCCGCGUUUCAGCACGUGCAGCCGGACAUGGUGUGGGACAUUUUUACGUCCUUGGCACCGGGUGACGCUUCCCAGCGGCUGAUUCCCGUCGAGGGCAGCGACGACGACGGCGAGGCAGACCGCCGGAGACGGCUGCUGUUGCUAACGGGUCGGGUCACAGGCGCGUGCCUGCCGUACUUUGCGCAGACGGCGGCCGUCAUCCAAAACAAGGUGCUGCAGGAACUGGAGCGCCUCCAGGAGACCGACGUCGAGGUGGGCGAGGCGGACCGCGCCCGGCUGACGCCCUGCCAGGCGCUCGCGCUCGAGUACAGGGACCGCUGCCGGGCCGUCCUGGAGAGCACGCUGGAGAGCAUGCACAGUGACGAGACGCUGGCCGCCGCCAUGGAAGCGAUGGGUCAGGAGGAAUAG